UCUAAGGGAGCAGAGAAGCACUCUCAUCCUUCCCAUUCAAUUCCUUUUGUUGGUGCAAGCCUGCUGAGGAAGGUUGCCAGGUCCACGGUGCUGCUGACCCCUGUCCUCUGUCUGAGUAGCAUCAAGGGAGCGUACCUGUGUCCUCUGCCCAGCCAGUGUGCAUUUGCUCUGACCUUUGGGGUCUGGCAUUUGUGGCUUCUCUGAUUUUUCAGACAUCCCUCUGAGAAGGCCACCAGCGGUGCCACUGGCAGCUCAUGUUUUAUGAGAGGCCAUACUGUAGUCCAUAGUUCAGUUCCAAAGGACUUUUCUACAGUAGGGCCUGCGGUGGAUCAAAUGUGGAGGGUUUUCCAUUUCCCUUAGUUCCUUCUCUGGAUCUCCGUGUGAUGAUAGAGGUGUCUAUCUGCCAUCUCAGCAUGUCAGGAACACUUCUGCAAGGCAGGAAUUGGAGUAAUAGAAGACCACUAGAAAUUAUUUCGAUUUUGCACCAUCUGUGCUGGCUGGGCCUCACACCCUGUCACAUAGUUAUUUACUGAUCAAGUGGAAUGGACUUGUAAGAUAGUGGGGAGGACGCAUAACUGGUACCAUAUCUGCCAGGUGCCAGGAUUGUUGUGCAGUCUGGAAGACUCCAAAUCCUUUGAGCUUCCUGUUGGUGUGAUUACUCUGUCUCACUCCAGCUGGCUGACUUUAAAUGAAAAUAGCACUGUUGACUGGCACUUGCUGCAGCUGGCAGGUGGAAAAGCUGGUUUUCUGUUCCAAGACUUUCCACCUCCUUUAUGUUUUAUGUCUGUGCAUCCAGAGGGAAAGGUAAAGCCACUGUCUUUGGAGUGCCCUGUGCUCGCUGGAGCAAAAUACCUUCAGCCAUAUCAUAAUCUCUUUAAUUGUCCUUCUUUCUCACUAAUGAAUAAUUAACUGCUGCGUGCAUGUCCACAGACAGGCCGGUCACGGGCAUCUCUGUGGGGUCAUGCUGACCUGCGGAUGAUCGUAGGGAGAGGGAGCUGCUUACCUCAGCGUGCAAUCUCUUGGCCUUGCUACCAGCCCGUUAUCAGUUUGGCCACCAGCUGACCAAAGCUAAUGUCUCCAUGACCUGCAUCUGCAAUAGGCAAACGCUGACCAGACCCCAGCCUUCUCGGAGCAGGAGCAUGCAAACAAAUUGUGGUGAGCUAGGUGUGAAUUUGCAGCAAGUCAGCUCCUACACCGCAACUCCCCCAAGGUGAGCAAGUGCAAGGUGGCUCGCAGAGAGUGGCAUGCUAUUUUUGUUUCCAAGGGUAACAGCUCUCCCACAAGAACUUACCACAAAAAGCCACCCCAUUUUUGAAUGCCUGUUGUAUGUGAAAGCAUAAACCUCAACUUUCCAAAAUUCAGCUGUGUGCGUCAAGGCCCCCAAGCAAGUAUUCGAUAGGAUCAGUUUUCCUGCCCGUUGCAAGUUGAGUCACGCUGCACUGGCUCCUGUGUGCUACAAGAAACUCCCACCCUCUUUUUGCUGUGGAACUAGGGCACAGUUUGGGGCUUUUGCUAUGGAUCUAGAGCACUUUGGGGCACGCCUGUAAUUCACCGGGCACUAAGGGUCGUGGAUUGGAGAUAGUCCCUUGUUGUACAUUGUUUUCCUGUGAGUAACCACUCUGCCACAGAUGCUUUGGAGGCUAAAACUGCUUUUGACUUUAAAACUGCCAUCUCCUGCUGGAGGUUUUUACCUUAAAAUUUUUUCAGCAAAAAUCUGGGAAAGUUGGCGCUGGAUGUCUAACUAUUGUUUUCUCCUCUCCCUAUUGUGUCUCGCCACCUGUGUAUCCCUGCUAUUGCCAUCAAAGCAUCAGAGUGAGUCAGAUGUGGGGAAGGAGAUGAAAAGCUCAGGGUGAUGCAUCAGUGCCAGUCUGAAUGACCCUUUCUAUCCGUCCGUCCCAGCAAGCCAGUGUGCAGUGGUACCAGCUCAGAGGGCUGUGCUCAUGACUUCAUCCCUCCCCACCGAGGGGAGAUGGGGAACAUCGUUAUCGGCUCUCAGCCUGCGUGGCAGGGAGUCCACACUCUGUGCAGCAAUGGAAGUGUCCUUGGGCGUAGGGCUCCUCCUCCAUCCCAAAGCCACAGCCCCUCCUAGGCGCCUUCUUUCCAAAACGUGCAUCCAGACCGGAUCCAGCAAACCUCCCCGUGCAAGACGCCGUGUUCCCUUCCCUGGGGAAGCCAUCUGCUCCCCUCCGCCCGGCUCCUUCUGCAUGCCUUGCCGCUCGCCAGCCCUGCGGGAAGCUCUGCUCCCAUCGGCCACGCUGUUUGCACGUGGCAAGGGGAAGGAAACGCGGUGCUGGCUGGAUCUGGGGCGGCUGGCGAUGUCAGCUGGAGGCGGUUUCCAAGCAACUGUCGCGCCGCGGGACACGGAGAGCCAGGAACACCAUAUUCCUGCUGCCCAUGUGGGCUGGAUGGAGCCAGCACGGGGCUGGUGCGGGGAGCAGCACGAGCGAGAGGGUAGCGCAGGGCCGUGGCACGGGAGGAGGUCUCCGGUCCUGCUCCUCGCCUGCCUGCCUGCAAUGAGGGGACCGCGUGAUGUAUGGGAUUUCACGUGUCCUCUGCAUCCCUGGGGAGAUUAAAACGGGUAAAACUGCUCCAGCUGCUAUUUAUCCUAUUUAUUUUACCCACUGACGGGCAGUUGCGUACAAGCAUCCUUGAAUAGAUGGAAAGGUGGUAAUGUUGCUCUGGCUGAGCAGUGGGAGCAAAUCUGGGUGACAAAGUGCAGGGAUAUAAGCAUGGUGGGAAGCCAGAAGAUGGGAUGGAGCUGGGGAGUGGGGCAGAGUCGUGCGAACAAGAGGUGGAAGCAACGUGAGCUGGGCAGGGAGAAGCCCAGAGAGAUGGGACAGCGCAGGGCACCCGUUUGGUUUCCGGUGCCUGGGUUAUCUGUGGCCAUCUCUGUGCCCGACAGCUAUUGAUUUGGAGCUUGCCCCGUUCAUGCUAACCUUGGCACCACUAGCUCAUGCCUUAUAAACUCUGCUGCAGCUCCUACCCCUCUCUCUGUCCUGCUGCUCACCCAGUGCUGACAUCCCACUGGGGUCUUCCCACAGCUCCGCUUUUUGCUGCCAUGUUCUAGAUCCAGGACAGCUCUGCCUGAUUUCUGCACAGAGAGACGGGGCAGUGGAUACACUGACUCUCUUUGCCCCGUGUGGGUGCCUGCCCUUGGCGAGGAAGGAUGCGGCGCCAGCUACAAACACUUGUCCAAAGGAAGUUUAAAGUCCUCCUCCUCCUGCUCCUGUUCCUGGCCCUCCUGCUGCACCUAAUGAUGGACUUGGCUCUCCCCGCAACUCGCAGGACGUGCAGCUGUGAUGCAAAAGCAUCAAAAGCCUUGGGUACCCCCUCAGGCAGCCCUUUGCUGGCUAGCCCCGCAAAGCUGAGCCUGCGCAUCCUCCAGGACUUCAGUGGCAGCAACGGUUCCUUGGAGAAAAGCUCCCAGCCGCAGGGAGCAGAACCACGGGGAAAGGAUGGAGACGUGGGGAUCCAGCACCGGCAUGGAGACAUCGGUCCUGUAUGGGCCAAGGGAUCCAAACUGGCUGCGCUCUUUGAGCAUCCCCUUUAUAAUAUCCCAUUGCCGGAGGUGAAGGACGAAGACAAGCUGUUCAUCGUCAACCCCAUGGAGAAGUUCAGCCUACGGAGCAGUGGGAGCGAUGAAUGGGUCAGCAGCAGUAAAGCCGAGAUGGUCCUCCCGACAGGGAAGACAGCCUACGACACCUACCCCGCCUGGCUCAAGUUCCACGUCGGCAUCAAUCGCUAUGAGCUGUACCCGCGCAGGGACCCUGUGAUGCCCACCCUCCUGCGGGACCUGGCCACCAUGAGGAUUGUCAGCUCAGUGCAGAAAUCUGGUGGUACCCAGCUGAAGCUCAUCAUGACCUUCCCGAACUACGGGCAGGCCCUCUUCAAGCCCAUGAAGCAGAGCAGGGACCAGGAGACCCCCGCCGACUUCUUUUACUUCUCGGACUUUGAGCGGCACAAUGCAGAGAUUGCAGCCUUUCACCUGGACAGGAUCCUGGAUUUCCGACGUAUCCCGCCAGUUUCUGGCCGCUUGGUGAAUAUAACGAAGGAGAUCCGGGACAUCACAACCGACAAGAAGCUGGCCAAGACUUUCUUCAUCUCCCCAGCGGGCAAUGUCUGCUUCUAUGGGGAGUGCUCCUACUACUGCUCCACCGAGCACGCUCUGUGCGGCAAGCCGGACCAGCUGGAGGGCUCCAUGGCUGCCCUGCUGCCCGACAAAGCCCUGGCCAAGCGCCGCUCCUGGCGCAGCCCCUGGCGCCGCUCCUACCACAAGAGCAAGAAGGCUGAGUGGGAGCUGGAUCCCAACUACUGCGCCCAGGUGCGCCGGACGCCGCCCUACGACAGUGGUCAUCGCCUCCUUGACCUCAUCGACAUGGCAGUGCUCGAUUUCCUCAUGGGCAACAUGGACCGGCACCACUAUGAGACCUUUGAGAAAUUUGGGAAUGACACCUUCCUGCUUCACCUGGACAACGGCCGCGGCUUUGGCACACACUCUCGCGACGAGAUGUCCAUCCUGGCCCCACUCCAGCAGUGCUGCAGCAUCAAAAAGUCCACCUACCUGCGGCUGCGGCUGCUGGCCACCGAGCCCUACCGCCUGAGCGAGGUGCUGCGGGAAGCACUGGCUGUCGACCGCCUGGCGCCCAUCCUGGCUGAGCCCCACCUGCAGGCACUGGACCGGCGCCUGGGCAAGGUGCUGGCGGCCGUGGGACGCUGCCUGGCCAAGGCAACACAGCCCCACCAGGUGCUGGUGGACGACAUGCGGCCGUGACUGUGACACGAGGACGGUGACGUGGUGUGAUGGCAGUUGUCACCCUGGGAAGGGCUCCGAGUGUGUGGUGUUGCGUUUUGGCACUUGGAUGUGAUGCAUGGGGAGACCGGUGGGUGCGUGCGUUAUUUAAAUAAAUAGGUCGGCCUCGUGGAGAAAA
Molecule: messenger RNA, 4928 nt
Organism: Numida meleagris (helmeted guineafowl)
Lineage: Eukaryota; Metazoa; Chordata; Aves; Galliformes; Numididae
Product: extracellular serine/threonine protein kinase FAM20C-like
Exons: 11
Coding region: 3167-4771 (534 amino acids)
Biological process (GO): protein phosphorylation
Cellular component (GO): Golgi apparatus
Molecular function (GO): phosphotransferase activity, alcohol group as acceptor
Source: RefSeq, a predicted model, not a curated record